AUGUCCUUCUCAGCAACCACCAAAUUCCUCCUCCGCGAAGGGAUAUACGGCCUCAUUUGGCUCAUCCUCCUCUUCCGCCCAGUCUUCACCUACAUCAUCCACCACGAACCAGUAAUUCCACCACACCCUAUGGUCCGCGAAUCCACCAUCCUCUUCCCUGUCUACGCCUGCGCUAUCGACUUCAUGCACUUCUGCAUGUUAUCCUUUGCCUUCUACUUCUGCCACGGUCUGAAAGCCUUCCAACUCUUCCCAGAGGAUAUCGCGGCGGAGUACCUCUGGCGCCAGACGGAUCUCAGACGCGGCUUCGCUCGAGGAUUCAAGCAGGAGCAUUUCACGGCGUUCUGGUUUGCGUUUCGGGUUGCGACCAGGAUGGGGACCGCGGCGUUGUUCUGUCACACGUUCGGGGCUUGGUACACUCCUUUCGAUGUGCUGGCUUGGGUCAUGUUUUGCGUGGAUGUUCAGUACGUUAUGCUGAAUGUUCUGAUCUUCCUGGGGCAGAGAGUAGGGGUGGAUGUGGUGGCGUUGAGGACGGAAUUCGAGCGCUAUCUUGGCGCGUUCUUUUGA
Molecule: messenger RNA, 564 nt
Organism: Zasmidium cellare ATCC 36951
Lineage: Eukaryota; Fungi; Ascomycota; Dothideomycetes; Mycosphaerellales; Mycosphaerellaceae
Exons: 1
Coding region: 1-564 (187 amino acids)
Source: RefSeq, a predicted model, not a curated record